AUGUCUCAGCUCGAGCAACGAAAGGAACUGGACAUCGAAUCGAGAAACAGCAAUAUUGUUCAGCUGGCAGAGUAUUAUAUAUCCGCGUUGUCGAAGGAGUCCUCUUCAGCAGGCAAUGUGCGGCAGGUGUCUCCGGAAGAGCCGCAAAUUGCUACUUCGUACCACACUCUGGAGGCUAAGCUAUCGCAUUCGCUUACAGACCAAGGCAUUGCCCGCGAUCACAGUUCAAUCUCUCCUGUAAAUGCUGUCGUCGGAGAACCGUCAAAGGACGCAUUCAUCUGUCAAGAAUUACUCUCCACCCUUCGAGCGGAGCUCAGCGCGAAAGCCCUGCCCGCUAAGGCAAUCAAGGAGCCGAAGCGUCCAGUCUCUGUGCUGUCAGUUCUGAACUACAGGGGACCAAGCGUUGCAGCUCAUCUCGUAGAUGCCGCUGCUUUGGAACUUGGAGCUUGGGUAGUCCGGUUAGACGCUGCCGUGAUCGGUAGACUUGUAGGCCAAUACCUGGGACAAAGUCCUUAUUCUUCAAGAGGUGGCAUUUCCAUGCUUGGAUAUGCUGCUGCGGAUGCGAAUGGAAGACUCGUUUCUAAGACGGAGUCUACGGAGCUGGGCCAGGACCAAGACCUGCAAACAAUCAGUGUGACCAAACUCUUCCCAGCGCUGGCUGAUGACAGAUGGGAAGAGCUCAAGAUGAGCCGCAUUCUUGAGGAAAUUCUUUGCGCUCCUGAUGUCAAGACAGCUAUGAGCACCCGAUCAUCAGAUUUAACUUUGAUCGUACAUAUUCACGACUACGUUGAGCUUGUGAUGACGCCGGAGGGAGCCUCCAUCAUAAACAAGCUUCGGACAGUCAUAGAUCGAAAAUGGCAAAAGGGAGCCAAGAUUGUUAUGCUUGGCUCUACCUCAAGCCAUAUCAACUCUGCUCCCAAGUGGCGAGAGACAUUGGAUGAUUUACGCAAGGAUGACUGCCACAUUGUACCAUUUUAUAUUGCCGAGCAACAAGCCUCGGCUGCCAGGAGGCUGCUUUGGGAGCAAUGCGAUUAUCUGAGAGACAAUAUCAAUAACAUAACGUCGAUGCUCGAGGCUAUGACGGGCAAAUCGGUUUCUUUGGACUUGGAAAGGACAGACGAUGUCGAAUUGCGUGAACUCCAAGAAUUCCUAGGCCGAGGACUCUACGAUAUCCACUGGAUUUACCGUUUUGCGACACAGAUUCUAGGAUCGGAGCGCUUCCAUCCUCAUGGCUUUGAGAAGGCUGUGAUUCUAGGCGCUUUUCAGACCAUGUCUUUAUCAGACGGUCACUGGACAUCAAUGCAUGCGACAGCUGAACAUGGCCACUUCUCUACUUUUAUCAGCCCGGGAGGUACUGAUCUGGAUGCAAAUGUAACCCGCGGAACGAAGCGUCAACGGAGACAAAUUGACACAUCAAAUUUCGAUGAGUAUGAAAAGAAACUACUCUCAGGACUUGUUGACGCUGAGGAUAUCAACGUCACCUUCAAGGAUGUUGUUGCCCCACCAGAAGUUGGCGAGUCGCUGCUGACUUUGACUUCACUUUCCCUCCAUCGUCCCGAGGCGUUUUCGUACGGAGUUCUUGCUCGAGAACGGAUACAUGGCUGUCUGCUGUAUGGACCACCUGGCACAGGUAAAACAAUGAUGGCUAAGGCACUGGCAAAGCAAAGUGAAGCAAACAUGCUAGAAGUCAGCGCCGCCUCUAUCAAUGAUAUGUGGGUUGGCAACAGUGAAAAGAACGUUCGAGCGUUGUUCGCCGUGGCUCGAAAGCUGUCGCCGAUGGUCAUUUUUCUGGACGAGGCGGAGGCUCUCCUUGGCACUAGGAGUACUAAAACCUCCAGAGGCGGCUUUCACGAGGCUCUUAAUCAAUUUUUGAGAGAAUGGGAUGGGUUGACUACCUCACUGAAUGAUUCCAAGACAUUCAUCGUGGUCGCUACCAAUCGGCCUUUUGAUCUCGAUGAAGCCGUCUUAAGGCGACUGCCUCGCCGAAUUUUGGUUGACCUGCCUCUUCGAUCAGCCCGCUUGGACAUCAUGCAGUCUCUUCUUCGCGACGAGAUACUGGAUCCAUCCGUUUCGUUGGAUCGACUAGCUACAGAGACUGAGCUAUAUUCCGGCUCUGAUCUGAAGAACCUCUGCGUAGCAGCGGCUAUGGACGCUGUGAAAGAGGAGCUGAGAGCGAAGGACAGCCAUCAAGGUUCAGAGGAGUUCAAGUUUGCUGACAGGCGCGUUCUCACAAACCGGCAUUUCCAGAAGGCCCUCAGCGACAUCAGUGCAAGCAUUAGCGAAGAUAUGGAAUCGCUCAAGGCAAUUCGCAAAUUUGAUGAGCGAUAUGGCGACUCGGGACGGCGGCAGAAGAAGCGGAACCUCAUGGGGUUCGACGUAGUUCCCAACCAGUCAACCUCCGAGGAUGCACGCGUCAGGCGCCUCUGA
Messenger RNA from Phaeoacremonium minimum UCRPA7, 2427 nucleotides. Its product is annotated as putative katanin p60 atpase-containing subunit protein. Gene Ontology annotation, cellular component: mitochondrial outer membrane. Bases 1 to 2427 code for a protein of 808 amino acids. The record is from RefSeq and is a predicted model, not a curated record. The transcript has a single exon. Gene Ontology annotation, molecular function: ATP hydrolysis activity; ATP binding. NCBI's taxonomy places the organism in Eukaryota, Fungi, Ascomycota, Sordariomycetes, Togniniales, Togniniaceae.